CUCUCUCUCUCUCUCUCUCUCUCUCUGUCUGUCUGUCUGGCUGAAGGUUCAAACGCAUCUUGAAAACCCCACGAAGUAUCACAUCCAGCAGGCUCAGAGGCAGCAGGUGAAGGCGUAUCUGUCCACCACACUGGGAGGAAAGCUGGGCUCGCAGGCCGUGAGCUUGCCGUGCCCCAGCCAGGCCCCUGACCACGGGGGAAUGCCUCCGGGGCCGGGCAACAGCGCCCCCAACAGUCCCAUGGCCUUACUGACCCUCAACUCCAACUGCGAGAAAGAGAUGGACGAUGUCAUUGAUGACAUCAUUAGUUUGGAAUCCAGUUACAAUGAUGAUAUCAUGGGACUCUCGCUGGACCCCGGACUUCAGAUGGCCAACACGAUCCCUGUGUCAGCGAACCUCUUAGACAUGUAUAGUAACCCGGGCAUGCCGCCUCCAGGAAUCUCUAAUAGUAACUCGUGCCCUGCUAACCUGCCCAACAUUAAAAGGGAAUUCUCUGUUACUCAAUCUCCAGCCAUGAUGCACUUGAUGGACAAGCCCAGCUCCUGUAGCACGUUUGAGAGCUAUCAAAGGCCUGAAGGGUUUCCUGUGGAGGCAGAAGUUCGCGCUUUCGCAAAGGAAAGGCAAAAAAAGGACAACCAUAACUUAAUUGAGAGGCGACGAAGAUUCAACAUUAACGAUCGAAUCAAAGAACUGGGGACUCUGAUUCCUAAAUCAAAUGACCCGGACAUGCGCUGGAACAAGGGCACUAUUCUGAAGGCCUCUGUGGAUUACAUCAGGAGACUUCAGAGAGAGCAGCAGCGUGCCAAAGAGGUGGAGAACCGUCAGAAGAAGCUGGAACACGCCAACCGCCACCUGAUGCUCAGGAUACAGGAGCUGGAAAUCCAUGCUCGUGCUCACGGACUGGCCGUCGUCUCGUCUACACUCUGUUCAUCAGAGCUAGCAGCCCGGCCCAUCAAACAGGAGCAGGCCCUGGGCGACUGCUCCCGGGAUAUGUACCCUCACAUGCACCCGUGCUGCCCCGACAUGGGCCGCUCCAGCACCCUAGAUCUUAACGACGGCACAAUCACCUUUAACGACUCUAGCACUUCCACUGAUGCGGGGACUUAUGGUCUUGUCCCAAAGGCACAUGGCACUAAACUCGACGACAUCAUGAUGGACGACACAUUGUCAUCUGUAGCAACGAGCGACCCACUCCUCACCUCUGGAGCCUCGAGCGAAAGCAGCUGUAAGGACAGUGUGAACAUGGAGGAGAACGAGCAUGUUUGUUAGUGCAGCGGAACCGCUAGUCGUUGUUGCAUUUUUCCGGUAACACAAUUGACUGCUAAGGAGAAAGCACGGCCUGUUUUGUCAAGUGCAAAAUAAUAUUAUUUUUGUUUACACUCAUUUUAUUUUAUUGUAUUUUAACCUUAUUCCAGUUUGGUCUAGCCAAAUUUCAUUGUGUUAUAAUAAUAUCAAAAUAAUCAAGGUCAGUAUCAUAAAACGACUGAUUUGUGUAACUUCACAUAGGUGUAUUAGAAUAUAAUCAACUUUGGGAUAAUAUAAAAGUGCACUUGAAAGGUGAUUUCUUUGGAUGUACAGUAGUGUGUUUGCGCGCAGUUUAGAAGAAUAUUUCUCUUUUUUUAUAUAUCCUUGUAAAGGAAUGAUUUAAGCAAAAUGCUUCCCAUUUAAUGUGUAGAUAUUAAGCGACAGACAUUUGAUAUUUCAAGGGAUAGUUCACCCAAAAGUGAAAAUCUGUUAAUUUACUCAUCCUCAAGCC
Molecule: messenger RNA, 1754 nt
Organism: Sinocyclocheilus grahami
Lineage: Eukaryota; Metazoa; Chordata; Actinopteri; Cypriniformes; Cyprinidae
Product: microphthalmia-associated transcription factor-like
Exons: 8
Coding region: 200-1267 (355 amino acids)
Biological process (GO): regulation of transcription by RNA polymerase II; melanocyte differentiation
Cellular component (GO): nucleus
Molecular function (GO): RNA polymerase II cis-regulatory region sequence-specific DNA binding; protein dimerization activity; DNA-binding transcription factor activity, RNA polymerase II-specific
Source: RefSeq, a predicted model, not a curated record